UAAGCAUAUAUUGCUAUUUGCUAAGAACUCAACAAGCAAUCAAAAAAGGGAAAAUAAAGAAAAAUGGGAGAUGUGGCAAGUCCACCAAGUAUACCAAUGGUUCAACUAAGCCAUGGAGGAGUGUCAUUGCCAAUUUUGGGUUUUGGCAUGGGGCCGAACCCACGAGUCCCGGACGAGGUGUCGAAAGCAGCGGCCCUCAAAGCUAUUGAAGUCGGGUACCGGCACUUUGACACGGCCCCCAUCUACUUGACUGAGAAGGGUCUUGGUCAGGCUAUCUCGGAGGCACUUGAACGUGGGAUUAUUAAAUCAAGAGAGGAUAUUUUUGCGACUUCUAAGUUGUGGUGUAGUGAUGUUCAUCCUCAUCUUGUUGUCCCUGCUCUCAAAAGGAGUUUACAGGCUUUGAAUUUGGAAUACCUUGACAUGUAUAUGAUACAUUGGCCAGUAAGUGGAAAGCCAAAGCCACCGAAGUAUCCCCUCAAGGAGGAAGAUUUCCUACCAUUUGACCUUAAGGGUGUUUGGACGGCCAUGGAAGAGUGCCAAAGGCUAGGCCUCACUAAGGCUAUCGGCGUUUGCAAUUUCACUCGUAAAAAGCUCGAGCAGCUUCUAGCCAUAGCCACCAUCCAACCUGCUGUCAACCAGGUCGAAGUUAAUCCUAAAUGGCAACAAAAGGAACUCAUAAAAUUCUGCAAGACCAAUGGAAUCUUGGUGAUGGCACACUCACCAUUGGGCGGUCCUCUAGAGGAGCACAAGUUGGUGAUGGAGUCCAAUGUUCUCCAAGAAAUUGCAAAAGCCAAAGGAAAAUCUGUUGCACAGAUUGCAUUGAGGUGGGGAUAUGAGCAAGGGAUAGCAAUAGUGGUGAGCAGUUUUAUCAAGGAAUGGAUGAUAGAAAACCUUCAAAUAUUUGACUGGGAAUUGAGCUCAGAAGACCACGAGAAGAUUGGUAAAAUCCCACAAGGUAGAACAUUGACUGGAUGGGAUUACCUUUCACCCAUUGGACCUUACCGCACAUUCGAGGAGCUUUGGGAUGGAGAUCUUUAA
Messenger RNA from Chenopodium quinoa (quinoa), 1038 nucleotides. RefSeq names its product non-functional NADPH-dependent codeinone reductase 2-like. NCBI's taxonomy places the organism in Eukaryota, Viridiplantae, Streptophyta, Magnoliopsida, Caryophyllales, Amaranthaceae. The record is from RefSeq and is a predicted model, not a curated record. The transcript is spliced from 4 exons. Gene Ontology annotation, molecular function: aldose reductase (NADPH) activity. Gene Ontology annotation, cellular component: cytosol. Bases 64 to 1038 code for a protein of 324 amino acids.